AUGCAUGUGGCGCCUGCUUGGGAAAACAAGAAAAAGUCAAAUCCAAUUUCGGAAAUUGUCAACAGAAAAAGAAACUUGACGGGUGAUAACAACGGGAGUCCAAAUGCAAAGGCUUUGUCGAAUAGCAGCUUAGGAAGUUAUAGAGAAGCAGAGUUAGUGAGCAGUGUAGAUGAAACUAUAGAAGCAUCGGGAAAGAAAUUAUUUCUGUGCGAAAUUUGCAACUUCCGGUCAAACUCACGGCCAGCAGUGAAGAAACAUGUGUUCAUGACUCAUAGUCAAAAAUGUCCCCGAUAUAUUUGCAUGUUGUGUGAUGCAAAAAUAAAAGAAAGAAGUAACUUCAAGAGACAUUAUGUGCAAGUACACAAAAUGGGAGACGUUGAAGCUUGGACUGCAGUUGCGCAAAGUAGCCAGACCGAUCCAACUUCUAGCAUCUGA
Molecule: messenger RNA, 435 nt
Organism: Symsagittifera roscoffensis
Lineage: Eukaryota; Metazoa; Xenacoelomorpha; Acoela; Convolutidae
Exons: 1
Coding region: 1-435 (144 amino acids)
Source: RefSeq, a predicted model, not a curated record